AUGUCGAUGAAUAUCUUUGGUGCAGAGGCCACGGAGGAGAAGGCAGAAAAUGCACGACUCUCCUCCUUCGUCGGAGCCCUCGCUCUUGGCGACCUCGUCAAAUCGACAUUGGGACCCAAGGGGAUGAAUAAAAUCUUGCAAUCUGCUUCUACUGGAGACAUCAAUGUAACAAAUGAUGGCGCAACCAUCCUAAAGGGAAUACAGCUCGAUAAUGCCGCGGCUAAGAUUUUGGUCAAUAUCUCCAAGGUACAGGACGAUGAGGUCGGAGAUGGAACAACGAGCGUGUGCGUGCUUGCGGCAGAACUGCUCAGGGAGGCCGAGAAGUUAAUCGCGAUGAAAAUCCAUCCUCAAACUAUCGUGGAGGGAUAUCGAAUCGCCAGUGCAGCUGCAUUGAAGGCAUUGGAGAAGGCCGCUGUUGACCACAGUGCCGAGCCAGUGCAGUUUCGUCAGGAUCUCUUCAACAUUGCGAGGACCACGCUGUCGUCAAAAGUCCUUUCUCAAGAUAAGGAUUAUUUCGCGAAUCUUGCCGUAGAUGCUGUUCUCAGAUUGAAGGGCUCUACCGAUCUCGACCACAUUCAAAUCAUCAAAAAGGUUGGAGAAAAACUCACGGAUUCCUAUCUCGAUGAAGGCUUUAUUCUGGACAAAACGAUCGGUAUCAAUUGUCCGAAACGUCUGGAAAAUGCGAAGAUUCUCAUCGCAAACACUUCCAUGGACACGGACAAGAUCAAAAUUUUUGGUGCUCGUGUGAAGGUAGAUGGCACAGGGAAGCUCGCCGAGCUUGAGCGUGCGGAACGAGAAAAGAUGAAAGCGAAAGUCGAUGACAUCGCUUCACAUGGUAUUAACUGCUUCGUAAAUCGUCAAUUGAUCUACAACUAUCCCGAGUCAUUGCUCUCCGAGAAGGGAAUCGUGACCAUUGAGCACGCUGACUUCGAGGGCGUGGAGCGGCUGUCACUGGUCACUGGAGGGGAAAUCGCGAGCACAUUUGAACGACCAGACUUGGUGAAACUCGGGCGAUGUGAUCUUAUUGAAGAGAUCAUGAUCGGUGAAGACAAGUUGAUUAAAUUCUCUGGUGUCGCUGCGGGUGAGGCAUGUACCGUUGUCUUGCGGGGAUCAACGUCCCAGAUGGUGGACGAAGCAGAGCGAUCAUUGCACGACGCCUUAUCUGUGCUAUCUCAAACAGUGAAGGAGACUCGGGUGGUCCUAGGAGGCGGUUGCUCUGAGAUGCUGAUGAGUUGUGCUGUGGAAGAAGAGGCACGCAAAAUUACGGGGAAGAAGGCUAUUGCAUCAGAGGCCUUCGGUAGGGCACUGAGACAAAUACCAACCAUCCUAGCCGACAACGCAGGAUACGAUUCCUCCGACCUUGUAUCUAAGCUCAGGGCAGCACAUUAUGAAGGCCAGUUUGAUGCUGGGCUUGAUAUGAACGAAGGGAAGGUCGGGUCUAUGAAAAAACUCGGCAUUACAGAAAGCUACAAGCUAAAACGCCAAGUUGUUCUCAGUGCCAGUGAAGCGGCCGAGAUGAUCCUACGCGUGGACGAUAUUUUGCGGGCGACACCAAGAAGGCGGGAGGCAGUAUAG
Fibroporia radiculosa is the source of this 1575-nucleotide messenger RNA. RefSeq lists its product as uncharacterized. The coding region runs from base 1 to 1575 and encodes 524 amino acids. The transcript has 10 exons. Gene Ontology annotation, cellular component: chaperonin-containing T-complex; cytosol. NCBI's taxonomy places the organism in Eukaryota, Fungi, Basidiomycota, Agaricomycetes, Polyporales, Fibroporiaceae. The record is from RefSeq and is a predicted model, not a curated record. Gene Ontology annotation, molecular function: ATP binding; ATP hydrolysis activity; ATP-dependent protein folding chaperone. Gene Ontology annotation, biological process: protein folding.